Leucoraja erinaceus (little skate) is the source of this 2007-nucleotide messenger RNA. Its product is annotated as hepatocyte cell adhesion molecule-like. Bases 1064 to 1852 code for a protein of 262 amino acids. The transcript is spliced from 6 exons. NCBI's taxonomy places the organism in Eukaryota, Metazoa, Chordata, Chondrichthyes, Rajiformes, Rajidae. The record is from RefSeq and is a predicted model, not a curated record.
CAUAUCUGGCAUUAUACCCUAUACCGUUUAUCGUAUCUGUACACUGUGGACAGCUUGAUUGUAAUCAUGCCUUUUCACUAAUUGGAUAGCAUUAAACAAAAAGCUUUUCACUGUAUCACAAUACACAGUAAAAAUAAUAAUCUAAACUAACUCAGCAGGUCAGGCAGCAUCCCUGGAGAACAUGAAAAGGUAACAUUUGGGAUCAGUGCCCUUCUUCAGACUGGUCGUGGGGGCUGGGGGGAGGUAAAGAAAACCAGAAGAGAGGAGAGAAGGGAAAUAACAAAGUUUGGCAGGGAAGAGGUGAGCUCAGCCUGGGCGGUAUUGGAAGGCAGAUAGUUAGACAGAGAUGAAAAAAGGUGUGGUGAAUUGUGAAACCAAGGGAAGGAAUGUAGGUGGAGGGGAAGGGGAUAAAUUGGUGCAAGCCCAGAUUGAGGGGCUGUUAGAGGUCAUCGAAACGUUGAGGUCAUUGUUCAUACUGUUGGGCUGUAAGUUGCCCAUGCAGCAUAAGAGGUUAUUUAUUUAUGUAUUUAUAAUAUGAGCAUUGAGAAAUAGGGGGUCGAAGGAGCCAGCCACGGUGUCCUUCGACACGGUCGCAGCCAUUGGUGGUGGGUGGCUACUGGGCGGAAGGCUGGCUACUCCGACCCGGGCUCUCUCUCACCUCUCUCUCCCGUUAUGUGAUCUCCCUGAGCCAGGAAGUUCCCGCCCCUCACACCCAAAGCUUUGCUAUAGGAUCUUUGCCCUGAACCGCACAGCGCAUUGCAUAAAUAAAUAAACAUGUCAAGGUUUAUUAAAUAAACGUUAUUUGAUGCGGCCCUCCUGACAAUGGGAUCCACCCCUUAUGCACAACACGGUUGCCGACCAGUGUCCGAGUCGGUCACGCCCGGUUUUAAACUUACCGCUACUGAAAGAAACACUGGAAACUCCCGAGAGCUUAGCCAAUCACCGAAGCAAGACAUCGCAGCAAUUAUUAUUACCCAGUAGCGACAAGUGCUGGAACAACUCAACAGGUCAGAUCAAAGAUCUAUAGAGCGAUAAGGUGAACGGCACGAGUCGCAGCGGUACCAUGGAAAUCUCAGUGCCAUCGAACUUCAACAUCCUUAAACUACCUUAUGCAUUAUAUUUGAUCGUGGCAUGUGGAGAAGCAUUAAUUUCCAGACAUGAAACCAUCACUAAUACCACUACGGGAGAAGAUGUAAUGUUUCCCAUUGAGCACCAAGGCAAAGAUGAGCAGUACAUUGUUAAUUUUAGGUUAAAAUAUCCAUGGAACAUAAAGAUUUUAACAUGGCAUUCCAAUGAUCCGGGAAAGCUGCAUUUUGUGCACUCAUUAUACGAACAAAGAGUUACAAUCAAACAUGGUUCAGUGGUGCUGAAUGAUGUACAAGUCAAUGACAGUGGAGAGUAUCAAAUGCGAAUUGACUACUAUGGAUCCAAAUUGAAAAAUCAUGAUCAAAGCACUUUUGGAAUUCAAGUAUUUAAUCCAGUUUCUAAACCUAUGGCGAAGACAUUUAUACAUGCUCAGAAAGCGUCUAAUAUCACUUUGAGUUGCCUUGUCUCCAAUGAAAAGAGAGCCACGAUUUACUGGGAAAAGAUAUCACUGUCUGGAAGCGUCAUCGAGACCUAUGUUCAGACAAUACUGGUGAUAGGCUGUGCUACGGAAGAAGAACAAUACAAAUACCGAUGCAUCGUAAAGAAUCCAGUCAGUAAUGCGUCCAGCAAUGAAGUAUCUGUCAACCAAUGUAACGUCGGAAAUUGGAAUGGUAAAAGAAAUUAUCUCAUGAUCCUGGUCCCUCUGGCUAUGAUGGUUACAUUGGUUUUAUACCUUAAACUACUUUGUAAAAGAGGUUCCAAAUGACUGAUCCAGUUGCACAUACCAUGGAAUUUGUGACCAUCUCUUAACAGUCCAAAAUCUAGCACUAUAAAGUAAUGCACUUGAAGCUUUUUGCACAGAUAACUUAUUUUCUUAACUGUGAUGCACAUUCCUUCAGAAUAAACUUUCAAAAAUGCCAG